CCUAGUGGGUGUUACCAGAGCGACCUGGAGAACGGUCGCGCGAACCCACCUGACAGCGAUCUUCAAUGAGAGCAUCAGUUGCUCCUUAUAACGUGAUCCUGCUCCAAUUCGCGACGUUGCCACGUGCCGCAUUUUGGGAAUUGUUUCGAAAUUAAGUCAGUGACGUGUUGCGCGCGAGAGAGAAAGAGGAGAAUUAAAGGAGAGAGAGUGGGCUCGCCGAUGUGGGCUUUAGAAUUUAAUAUCUAGAAAUAGAGGUGAUCGUUCCUCGGGCAAUCUCUCUCAUCUCGUAAAAAAGAUUAAAACUCUUUGUGUCUCUCUCCAGAUGUCAUAACGCUUGCUCUAUUUGUACUUUUAAAUAUAGAAAACUAUUCUAGAAUUCUGUGGUGUCGAUAGUGAAGUGGAUAAUCAUCCAGUGACCGUCACGUCUGUUUUUAAUGAACGAACGUAUCGCGCGUGACUCCGACGAAUCAUGAGAAGGUCCAAGAGUAAGCAUAAAUCGGAGCCGCGUGUUUCCUGAACCGCGACAAAUCCGAGUGACAUCGGUGACUCCGAGAAGAUAGGCCAGGCCAAAAUUGGUGUAUCGCGAGAGGAUCACCGUUUCGGGAAGAUGUCCGCCGCUGGGACCACGCCGCCAAACGCGAACGGUCCGCUUGUACCUUGUCCGUAUCUCGCUUUACCAACUCUGUCUUUCUCCGUCAGCCAAGUAGCAACGGUCUGCGAGACCUUAGAGGAAAGCGGCGACAUCGAGAGGUUGGCCAGGUUCCUAUGGAGUCUUCCAGUCGCUCAUCCGAAUAUCCAGGAAUUAAAUCAGAGCGAGGCUGUCCUCAGGGCGCGUGCCAUCGUCGCGUUUCACUCGGGACACUAUCGGGAACUUUACGCUAUACUGGAGAGGCACAAAUUCACCAAGGACUCCCACGGUAAGCUGCAAGCCAUGUGGCUCGAGGCGCAUUACCAGGAGGCCGAAAAACUCCGCGGCCGGCCGCUAGGUCCUGUGGACAAGUAUCGCGUAAGAAAGAAAUUCCCGUUACCGAGGACAAUCUGGGACGGCGAGCAAAAGACGCACUGCUUCAAAGAGAGAACCAGGUCGCUGCUCCGAGAAUGGUACCUCCAGGAUCCUUAUCCGAAUCCAGGAAAGAAGAGAGAGCUGGCCGCCGCGACGGGACUCACGCCGACGCAGGUUGGAAAUUGGUUCAAGAAUAGAAGGCAGAGGGAUCGCGCUGCUGCAGCGAAAAACAGCAGAAUGCAGCAACAAUCGGGCCAAGGAAACGGAAAUGCCCGGCGUGCUUUAAGCCCGGGGCCUGGUGGUAGCAGCAGCGAGGAUUCCGACAUUUCCCUCGGAGGAACAUCACCACCAUCGCCUAGUUCCUCACCGCCACCGAACCACCAACCGUCCCCAGUGCCCCUUGGAUCUCUUGGACCCUUACCACCACCCUCUUUGAAUUUCCGUUUCGAUCCUACGCAGCCACACUUUCGAUUCGGUCAUACGACAGCUUUCAAGUUCCCACCGACGAGCUUCCGAUUCGGACCGCACAGUCCACAACCUAACCAUCCGAAUAUGCCGGGUGGUGGGAUUUUCAGGUUCGCGGAGUCGAGCCCUUUUCAAGCCGUAGGGCCCAGAGGUGAUCCGACGACGAGACUACCGGAUUCGCUAGGGCUACCACCGCCGAGACUCCAUCCGCACGAAGGCCUGCUGCAUCAUCCGCACCCUCAGCACCAGCUGUCCGAGGGAAUAUCUAGGAUAUCCGAAACGUCGCGACUAUCCGACGGAGGGUUAUCUCGUCUCUCGGAUAGCUUAUCGGAGGCCCACAGCCCGCCAUUGAUGGCGGCAAACCUGUCGGUCACCGGUCCGCUGAGGGUGGCUGUACCCAGCCCGCAUACCCCAUCGUCCCGAGGCAGUCCACCCCCUCGGCAAUCGACACCUCAGGGUCAGUCCCAAGGUCAGGGGCUGAUAAGAGUCGCAACGCCACCGCCGGUGAAUCCAAAGCCGCAGAUCCACAGGCCCUUUUCGCCCGCGUGAUACGACAAGGGCAACGAAUCGGAAGACGCAAUCGGCACGGAUGAUCAUCCGAUGUCGAGGAAGAAUUACCGACGCGGUGACAUCGCGAACGAGCACCUCGAGGUGUUGUGAAGGAGGGGGAGUUAAAUGAGUGGACGACAAUCUGAAUCUUGAGAAGAAAUGUUCAUUCAGGUCGGCAAGUCCCGCGAGAUACAGGAAAUAAUCGGAAAUUAUAAAUGUACACGAUAUUGCCUGGUGUCGCAGAUCGUAUCGGAUAUGACAUUCUGGGGGAGGGGAGGUACAUUUCACAAAUUCGUGAAGAUCAACGUAACGGAAUGGACUACUAGGAUCGAUGAAGUCAUCGCACGGAGAUUAUUCAAAGAUAGAUAUAUAAUGUGAAUAAAUAUCUAUAACAAGAUGGCUUUCUCUCGCGACGACAUCAAUUAGUAUCAUCGAAAAACAGAUUCACGAGGCUUAGAAACGGUCGAUACGUACACGAAGGCGAAUUAAUAAUAUCAAUACGUAGAUACAUUGCCGAAAGUUCUACUUGAAGAUAUAAAAGAUACUACGCUACGAAUUAUAGAAAGAAUUCGUUUUAGUGAUGUGUGAUAGAACGCUUUUAAAAAACAUGGAACGUUUCAAAAAAGUGAGUGUGAAUUCACUAAAUAAGUGCAAUCUUUCAGACUCUAAAAAGAAAAAAGCGAACGGUCAGGGCGUGUAUAUAACUUCCAUUGGACGUUUCCGAUUCGUCCGUUCAUUAAAAUCCAAGAACCAGAUGCAGUGAGUCUUAGUUUGUAAAUAGCGCCGCUUCCUAGUUGAUAUUCUCUAUCUCGAACAAUCUCCGAGAUUGAUUAAUCAGAUGGUGAAUUAUACAGGAUUUUCAUGAAAAAAGUAACAUUUCGAAAAAUAUAUUUUAUGUUACAAAUA
Molecule: messenger RNA, 2923 nt
Organism: Pogonomyrmex barbatus (red harvester ant)
Lineage: Eukaryota; Metazoa; Arthropoda; Insecta; Hymenoptera; Formicidae
Gene: Optix
Product: optix
Biological process (GO): regulation of transcription by RNA polymerase II
Cellular component (GO): nucleus; transcription regulator complex
Molecular function (GO): DNA-binding transcription factor activity, RNA polymerase II-specific; RNA polymerase II cis-regulatory region sequence-specific DNA binding
Source: RefSeq, a predicted model, not a curated record